Molecule: messenger RNA, 1338 nt
Organism: Chrysoperla carnea
Lineage: Eukaryota; Metazoa; Arthropoda; Insecta; Neuroptera; Chrysopidae
Product: protein phosphatase 1 regulatory subunit 21-like
Exons: 5
Coding region: 57-1295 (412 amino acids)
Cellular component (GO): membrane; early endosome
Source: RefSeq, a predicted model, not a curated record
UAUAAGUCAUAAAUGACAUUUUGAUAUGGUUAAAAGUUACUUCAAACCAAAAUAAUAUGGAAGGAAUUACAUUAUCGGAUUUACAAAAUAAAUAUCAAAAAUUAGCAACUGAAUAUUCAAAGUUACGUUCUCAAGCUCAAGUAUUAAAAAAAGGUGUUGUAGAUGAACAAACACGAAAUACAAAUUUAACAGAAUUGUUAAAAGAAUAUGAACAAAAAGUACGAAAAUCUGAUUUAGAAAUGGAAAGUUUAAAUUUUAGAAAUCAACAAUUAACGAAACGAAUUAUUGUGUUACAAGAGGAAUUAGAUAAGCAAGCGAAACAAAAGCAUAAGGGCAGCGGUAAACAUUUAACAGAGGCAACGGGUGAUUUUUUUCAAAGCAGAAAUUCAGUGAUUGACGAAGAAUUACGAAGUAAAAUCAUUGAAAAUGCUCAACUAUUAACCACGAUAUCCGAUAAAGAGGUAAUAAUAUCAACACUCGAAGAACGAAUACGAAAUUUAGAGAGUCAAACCGGUGAUUUACGAACAAAUACAGAUGAAAUUAAAGAAAAUUAUGAAGCAGAAAUUAGAAAAUUGAAAAAUGAAAUCAGCGAAUUAAAUACAAAAUUAAUUACUUCGCAUGAUAUCGUUAAACAAUUAAAAAUUCAUAAUGGUGAGACACGUUCAGAUGUCGGCAGUUUAGUAAGUAUUGGUAGUGAAGAUAUAACUGGGCUUGUUAGCACUACUGAUAAUCAAACAAUCGAAUUAUUAACACAAGCAAAACAACAAAUUAUAUCAUUAAAACAAGAAUUAGAAUUAUAUAAGGCAAAAUGUCAAUCAUAUAUGAAUUUAGAUGAAACAAUUGGUAGUAAUAUUCCAAGUACAUUUGAAUUAAGUGAAAAUUCUACAAAUAUAUUGGGUGCUGUUAACAAUCCAUCCACUUUAACAUAUGAAGAUUUACAAAAGAAAGAUGAAAAAACAUUUGAAUAUUUUCUUGCACGAAUUAAUGAUUUAAUACGUGAAAAAGAAAAUGCUUUGUCAAUUUGCAAUGAUAUUAGUUUAGAGUGCAAUGCAAUGGAAAUACGUUUAGAAGAAUCAAUUGUUGAAAAACAAGAUCUUGAAACACGUUUACGAACCACUGAAAUGGCAUUAGAAAGUUUACAAGAAGAAUUGAGUACAACUAGUCAUAAUUAUGAAUUACAAUUGAGUACAAUGUCCGAACAUUUGGCCAAUAUGAAUGAAACAUUAACAAAACAAUGUGAUGAAAUUCAACAAUUAGAAUAUAAUUUAGCGUUAAAACAUCAACGUUCAAAAUAAAAUUCAAAAAAAUUUUAACCAAUCUCAAUUACUUUGAGAUACA